Aspergillus nidulans FGSC A4 is the source of this 1118-nucleotide messenger RNA. RefSeq lists its product as uncharacterized. The record is from RefSeq and is a predicted model, not a curated record. The transcript has a single exon. Lineage: Eukaryota; Fungi; Ascomycota; Eurotiomycetes; Eurotiales; Aspergillaceae. The coding region runs from base 70 to 966 and encodes 298 amino acids.
UCUCUAUUGUCCGAUUCCAACUUUAGUCUUUCCUUACCAAACUAUCUACACUCAUUUACUUCCAUCACAAUGAAGACUGCCUACAUCACUGCCCUCGCGGCCCUUGCCGCCUCCGUUGUGGCUGCUCCCACCAGGAUCACCCAGGACCUCGAGACCGUUACCCAGUCUCUUGACCUCCCCAUCGCCAGUGCUAGCGCCACCAUCAGCAGCGUCGCCAGCAAGGCCACCACCGGUGCCAGCGGACAGCUUCUGCAUGACGUUGGCUCUCAGGUCAAGGACGUCCUUGAGGUCACUGGCCCCAACGCCAAACGCCUCCUCAUUCAGCUCAGCCCUGAGGUUGCCGGUCUCCUUGCGCAGCUCGGCCUCCCUGCUGUCGGCACCCCCGUCGGCACCAUCGUCGCCAGCGCCAGCUCUGUCGGUGACCUCGUCAAGAACCUCGGCCGUCCCGUUGAGGGUCUCCUCACAGUUGUCGGCGAGGGCGGCGAAUAUCUCCUUAUCCAGCUUGCCCCCAGCCUCACUGGCCUCCUCUCUGGCCUCGGCCUCCCCGGUGUCGGUGUUCCCGUCGGCUCUGUCGUCGCCACUGUCGGCCAGAACCUCAAGCGUGACGGCAUGGUCGUUGGCGACAACAUCCCCAAGGUCCAGGACAUCCUCGAGGUCACCGGUACCGAUGCUCAGCGUCUCUUGAUCCAGCUGAGCCCUGAGGUCGCCUCUCUCGUCUCCGGCCUUAACCUCCCUACCGUGGGUGAGCCCAUUGGUGAGGUCGUUGAGGAAGCCAGCUCUAUCGGUGAACUCGUCAACCACACCGGUGCCCCCACUGACGAGCUCCUUACUGUCGUUGGCUCAGACGGCAAGGCUCUUCUCAUCAAGCUCGCCCCCUCCGUUGCCCACCUCCUGGGCGGUCUCGGCCUCUCCAGCGUCGGUUCUUCCGUUGGCAGCAUUAUUGCUACCCUCGGCAACAACCUCUAAGAAGCUUCUCUUAUGAGCCGUAUGUCUUUGCGCCUCGCACCGUUUCAGCCUCGCUCAAGGUUGCGCCUGUGAGCACUCUACCACUAUUACCACCACCACUACUUCCAUCAAUGAUGUUCCUUUGUUGAAUUCGGAGUCAUUAGCGGCGGGGA